Molecule: messenger RNA, 744 nt
Organism: Mesorhabditis belari
Lineage: Eukaryota; Metazoa; Nematoda; Chromadorea; Rhabditida; Rhabditidae
Source: the annotation of a GenBank genome assembly
AUGACUGAGCUGAAAGGAGAAUGGAUGAUUCGGCGGAUAUUGAAGACUGAGAUUCGAAAGGAUUCUGCUGGAAAAGAUGUCAAAUAUGCGCUCGUUGAUUGGGAAAAUUCGUGGAUUCCAAGGGCUGAACUUUCAAAUGGAACGGAGAAAAUUUUGCUAAAUGAUCACGUCAAGGUUCUCGGUCCGAUUGAAGACAAUAGAAUGAGGAUGCAAAAUAUCCAAAACGAGUGGGCAAUUGAGAUCAAACAUGAAAAUGGAACAUCAGAAAAACAACGACUCCCCUACAAAGAGCUGAAUGAACGCUUUCCGGGAUCGCUGCUUAAAUACUACGAGACGUUGGUGCAAUCGUCUAUGAGAAAUAUCCGACUCAUGCAACAGAAAAAGAGUUUACGAGAAAAGGAACAGAAAUUGAAGCAGCACACCGAAAUAUCUUCUACGUCUUCUACUUCAUUGAACAUUGGAUCUUCAGUUGACUUAAGCAUAAAAUCCAAAGAGUCAAAUGUAAAAGAGUCAUCGGUACCCAGAAGAUCCGUGGAAAAACGAAGUUCUCCAUCGACUUUUGAAUCCAAUGAUGAACAUGGAAAUACCAAGGAUUCACCAAAUGAGCAAGAAAAGGAAAACACGAGGAAAUUGAGAAGAAAACCGGUGGAGUUGGAUACGGGAGAAAUGCAGGCUGGAACAUCACACCGACGGCAGACACCAAAUCGCACUUGUCGUUCCAGCGUCCAUUAUGAGGAACAACUU